Molecule: messenger RNA, 3336 nt
Organism: Podarcis raffonei (Aeolian wall lizard)
Lineage: Eukaryota; Metazoa; Chordata; Lepidosauria; Squamata; Lacertidae
Gene: SPDEF
Product: SAM pointed domain containing ETS transcription factor
Exons: 6
Coding region: 601-1632 (343 amino acids)
Biological process (GO): cell differentiation; regulation of transcription by RNA polymerase II
Cellular component (GO): nucleus
Molecular function (GO): DNA-binding transcription factor activity, RNA polymerase II-specific; sequence-specific DNA binding
Source: RefSeq, a predicted model, not a curated record
UUGACUUGUACGUGGGAUUUUCACAUAUUCAAGGGUUAACUGUAGGCUGGGAUAUUUAAACACCUCCAACUGAGGUAAGCACACAACUUGUUUGUUCAGGUAAAUAAGGAAGGAAUUAGAUAUAAUGGGCAAAGGAAGCUUUUUCCUGAACACAUUGCAUUCCUAGUGUUCAGUUCAGCUGCAGGGCUAUCCCUGGUACAUAACUAGAGUUAGGUGCCUGUUAUCUGAAUGCAUUUCUUUACAUAUUCAGCCCCUGCCACUGAGCUGCUCUGAACAGUCUGGUGGCCUGUAUGCAUUCCACAACCUGUGGCAGAUGCUUUUGGUGGACUCUUCCACCCCAGGAAGUUUGAUGUGUCUUUAAGUACAUGGCCCUGUUGCAAAUAGUCAUUUGAUUUUGAUGCAAGAAGAAACAUCAACCUCAGCUGUUUGGUUGCCUUAACCAAGUCCCCAUCCUCUUUUCUUUGAGUCCUCCAUGCCCAGUGGGGGCAUUUCAGAUUGACAAGAUCAUUUUCCUUACAACUUUACUGGAUCGAUGCUGCCACUGAUAGCUGCCACUUCUCUGCUAACCUAAAGGAUCUGGAGACAAACCUGUGCAGAGUGAUGGGCAGUGCUGACCAAGGUUUGACUGCUCUGCCGCGCAGCCGGGUCACCCUUCAAGAUCCUUUGCUGUAUUCUGGUCUCGACAAACUGCCUGUUGCCCAAGACCCUGACAGCCAGAGUUGGAGGUCCCUUGACAGUCCUAGCCCUCCUGCCACACCCGAGCAAACCCUACCCACCUUCUGCUUGCAGUACUUUGAUAUGCUCUACCCAGACGACAGCAACUGGGUUCCGAAGGGUCUGGCCGAAAGCCAGCAGCCCAGCAGCCAAGGCAGCAGGGCAGACGUACCUAAAGAACCCGAGCAGUGCCCUAUCAUUGACAGUCAAGGUUUGAGCCUUACACCUGAUAUGGACUACCAAGCCAGUCUUCACCUGGAAGAACACUCCCUGGAGCAAGUGCAGAGUAUGGUGGUGGGUGAAGUGCUCAAGGACAUUGAAACGGCUUGCAAGCUUCUCAAUAUCGCUGCAGACCCAGCAGAUUGGAGUCCAGGGAAUGUCCAGAAGUGGAUCUUGUGGACAGAACACCAAUACAGGCUCCCCCAGAUUGGGAAAUCAUUCCAGGAUCUGGGUGGGAAGGACCUAUGUGCCAUGUCUGAGGAGCAGUUCCGUCAGCGAUCCCCAGCAUGUGGGGAUGUCCUGCAUGCUCAUCUGGACAUCUGGAAGUCAGCUGCCUGGAUGAAGGAGAAAGCUGCCCCUGGAGAGAUGCAUUACUGUGGAAGUGAAGAGAACUGGACAGACAGUGAGGUGGACUCAUCCUGCUCUGGCCAACCCAUUCACCUGUGGCAGUUUCUGAAAGAGCUUCUUCUGAAACCCCAUAACUAUGGACGCUUCAUUCGCUGGCUUAAUAAGGAAAAAGGUAUAUUCAAGAUCGAAGAUUCCGCCCAGGUGGCUCGUUUAUGGGGAAUCCGGAAGAACCGGCCUGCUAUGAACUAUGACAAGCUGAGUCGCUCCAUCCGGCAAUAUUAUAAGAAAGGGAUCAUCAGGAAACCAGACAUCUCCCAACGCCUGGUCUACCAGUUUGUACACCCUGUCUGAAGAACAAAUUCAGAAACACUGACUACAUUAUGAGCUGGAGGACUUCUGGAAGCAUGGUACCCCUUAACCUCUGCAAUAUAACAAUUUUAAAAUGCAGAUGAAGUCAGGGGUUGGACAAGAGGCAGGAGCCCAUUGGAUUCGUCUGGUGAACUUCCAAAUAAUCAUGAGACCCCUGCUUGUUACUUGAGAACAAGGAAACAAAUAAACUAUUAUUGUCAAAGUAAAACAGCAAAGAGAAGUAACUGCUGUGAAAUGUAUGAAGUAUGUAUGCUUCAUUUGGAGGUUCACAGGUUUGCAUAUAGGAAAUUUUUCCUUUCUGUACAUUUAUCUAAACAUAUUAUCUAUACAUAUCCAGCUGCAUGCUUAUGGGAAGUCAAGAGGAGGAGGAAGGGUAACAGUAGAGAGGGACUCAAUUCUAACCAGCAGCUGUUGCUUCCUUUCCAGUGAAGUCAUUGGUAGAAUAUGGUAGGCAUAAAAGCAAAGGGGUGUUGUUGUUGUUGUUUUGCAACUUUGCUAAAUGCAAACUAGGGAGCAAAUCUCUCAAAGUCGCUCAUAAACGAGUCAGAUCUUGCAAUAAAUACAUUUGGGAAGGACCUCAUAGCCUAAUCAUCAGUGCUGUAUUGUUCCAUAUUCUGUCAUGCUGCAGUGCAAACUUCUGAGUUGUCUGAAUGCCCCAAUACCCUCUGAUCUUCCUUUGCUGUCCGCUUAUGAAGCAAAAAGCAAAAAUUAUUAUGAGCCAAGGAAAUUGCUAUGGCAGAGGACAGACAACAAUCUGAGUGAUUUGCUCAUGACCCCCCCCCCAUUUUUACUAAUGGCACAACGGCUUGGGAUUCGAUAUUGGAGAUAUGGAGUUUUAUAUUGAUACAAAUGAGGGGUAAUCUUCAGUAUAAGAGGUAUGACGUAAGCAACGGUUUAGAAUCGGGCUGGCAAUACUAUAUAGAGUCUAUGAUUAAGAAGAGAGUAUGAGCCUAUCUCAAGGGAACAGCUCAGAAAGCCUACCCAAGUUUGGUAUUAAUGGACCAGCCACUUUCUCAUAUAGUCAAUGAAUAAGAAUGGUGACUGUUUGGGGUAUUGUUAGGAGAAGGACAGAGUCACCCAUUCUCAGUGUGUGAAUGAGCCUGGCUUGAGAGGAAAGACAAUAGGAUCGUGUACAGUCCUUUUCUGGCAGAGCUCAUGCUGACCCAAGACUAGAACACUCUGGCACCUGCAUGCUUACAGGGGCCAACUGGCUUAGCAUUUGGGUAAAUCUGAGAAAAGCAGUGCCACCACUAGGCUCUCAUGGUGCUGCUGGCAAUCAUAUAAGGUGGUGUGAUGCUGAUCCCUGAGGGAUGGCAACCAUCCCAAGAAUGGACAAAGCCGUAGUGCCUUUGCUGUUGACUUUCUGAAAAUAUGAUGCUGGGUUUUUGUUGUUGCUGCGGUUCAGUAGCUAAUGCUGGGAAUUAGAGAGCACCUCCCAGUCUCACAGGGUGGCUUUCCAUGAAUCACUCUCUUGUCACUCAGAUGCUCUCAGUUCCCUGCCUGCAAAAUUGCCUGUGUGUGCCAAAUUAAGCCAACUGUGCGCACUUUGUAACUCGGAUGGAUGGACAACAGCAAGGCAAAGAAGGAUGUGCCAUGCACACUAUUUACCUCACACUGCAAAUUGAGAGGAUGUGGGGGAAUAGUUGCAUGUGUGUGGUCCUUCUGUUCUUCUGUUUUACUUGCAGA